Messenger RNA from Nelumbo nucifera (sacred lotus), 723 nucleotides. Lineage: Eukaryota; Viridiplantae; Streptophyta; Magnoliopsida; Proteales; Nelumbonaceae. The record is from RefSeq and is a predicted model, not a curated record.
AUGGAUGGUUCUGAUGGACAGAGAGUGAUGAACCUAAAAUAUGAUGACUGGGUGCAGCUGGGUCAAAUUAUUCUUGGGUGGAUCAUUUCUUCUCUCACUGAGAGUGUGGUCAUAGAAGUGGUCAUUUUGACCACAUCAGCUGAAGUCUGGAAGGCCCUAUCUACAACCUACUCCGCCAUCUCAAGGUCGAGAGCUCUUCAUCUAAAGCGACAGCUGCAAAGCAUCAAGAAAGGGUUAGAAUCGAUAAUCGAGUAUGUCAAGAGAGCUAAGGUAAUUGUCGACAGCUUAGCAACUAUUUCUGAACUGGUAGGCAAAGAAAAUCUUAUUCUCUGCAUUCUUUCUACACCGGGGACCAAGUAUGAGUCCAUAGUCACUGUGAUCACCAAUAAGACUGAUUUUGAUUUUCUUACUAUUAAUGAUAUACUGAGACGUCUCUUAAAUCAUGAGGCAUGGUUGGAACAACACAAUCAGCCCACCGCUGAUAACCCCCCUUCUGCAAAUUUUGUCGCACAUGGAGGCGCUAUGACAUCAUAUCAGGGAGAACAACAGACUCCUUCAGACAGUGUUGCGUAUCACACAAGUGUUGGGAAUGAGGUUGAUCCCACGUGGUAUCCAAAUUCAGGCGCCACUCAUCAUCUAACUCCAGAUGUAGACAAUCUGCAAAAUCGGUCCAAGUACAUGGGUUUGGAUCAGGUUACUGUUGGUAAUGGACUAUGUUUGUAA